GUUGCCUCCGGUCACCCCUACCGAGAAGGCGUCGUCCUUGGACCUCCGUAUCCCCAAGGAGGAUGAAAAGCACAUCGAGGCGUGCGAGAUCAUCAUCACCCCGCCCACCCCUACUGCCGAAGAUGAGGACUACGAGUUCCGUAUCUGGGGUGCGACUACGAAGCUCAUGGAGCUCAAACUUGCAGACAUGCUUGCUGAUCGCCAGGCGCGUUUGGUGGAUGCUAACACCGAGCUCCACGUCCUAGCCUCCGCGCCAGCGCCAGCGCCGUCGCCCAAGGAUGAGGACAACUCGAGUGAUAGCAGCGAGGAGAGUGAUGAUGACUCCAUUGGGAACGAGUCAGUCGAGACGGAGAUUACCGUCCCGGAUACGGAUGAGAGCGUGCCUCCCCCACCCCUCAUGCCCAUCUACAACAACCCGGACUACUCUCCGCUCAAGUACCACCAGCUCUGGGUCGCGCAACAAAAAGAGAAGAGAGAAAAGAGACGUGUGGAGCGCUUGAGGGAGCAAAGGUUGGAAACGAAGAAGGCUGAGAUGAGGAUGAGUGAUGUUACGACGGAUGGGGAUGAUGAUUAUGAGAUCCGGUAUUUGUGGGCGUUGAUUGAGGCCAACACUAGGCCGGCGCCUGAGGAGGAAGAGGAGGAGCUCGAGGAGGCGGAGGAGGAGUAUAAGCAGUCCGCGUACCUGUUGACUGGAUAUGACGAGGCAUACCAGAACAGGUAUGAGGAGGAUAUGGCCAUGAACAACUCCGAGUACGGUAUCGUCGAUGAUUGGAACCCUGCCAUGGAGGACAGGUUCCGUGAUGCUCUUCGGUACCGGGAGUUUACCGAUGAGAGCAAGAUCUCCGUGUCUGCUUUGGAGGAAAGCAGCAAGAUCGGACAAGCUCCGUGUCCUCCGUACAUUGCAGGGUGGAGGGCGGUCACUCCCCUCCCCGCUCUGCAGGACCAUUACGAGGACUCUGCCAUCUGGCACCGCACGGAGAAGAUCUUCGAGGCCGAUGGGUUGGACUGCGAUUCCCUCUGGUACGGGUACCACGCAGAGACCAAGAGGCUAAAGGAGCAGUCCGAGAAGGAGAUGCACGACGUCAGAAAGGGGAGGCGUGCUGCUAAUCUGAGAAGGACUGGUGGGGAGGAGAACCCGGUGUUGGCGAAGAUGGAUGAGGGGGAGCAGAUGAGCGUGAAGGCUCUUGCUUCGAUGUGGGCGAAGUUUUGAGGAGGGCGAACAGAUGAGCGCGAUCCAGUGGAUUCGUGUGUAGGGGCACGCCUUUGAGAUCAUCAUCUGCGGUUAUAUGAGGAAUGGUUAGAAUGAGAAUUGGUUGGGGCGCCGCGGCUUGGACAUUGGCGUUUUCGGGUUACUUGCUUCGGCUACAGGCCGUUGCACACAUAGUAUUAGUCAUUAAUGGGGCUCUGACUCAGCACAGUCCUUACUCAUCAUUCCUAAGCACUUCACUCCCAUCGACCAGCUGAUCCCUCCGCGCUCCUCU
This is a messenger RNA of Saitoella complicata NRRL Y-17804, 1481 nucleotides long. RefSeq lists its product as uncharacterized. Bases 167 to 1210 code for a protein of 347 amino acids. The transcript has a single exon. Lineage: Eukaryota; Fungi; Ascomycota; Saitoellomycetes; Saitoellales; Saitoellaceae. The record is from RefSeq and is a predicted model, not a curated record.